Hylaeus anthracinus is the source of this 4560-nucleotide messenger RNA. RefSeq names its product probable phospholipid-transporting ATPase IIB. Gene Ontology annotation, biological process: retrograde vesicle-mediated transport, Golgi to endoplasmic reticulum; endocytosis; phospholipid translocation. Gene Ontology annotation, cellular component: trans-Golgi network; endosome; plasma membrane. The transcript is spliced from 11 exons. NCBI's taxonomy places the organism in Eukaryota, Metazoa, Arthropoda, Insecta, Hymenoptera, Colletidae. The record is from RefSeq and is a predicted model, not a curated record. Bases 180 to 3494 code for a protein of 1104 amino acids. Gene Ontology annotation, molecular function: ATP binding; ATPase-coupled intramembrane lipid carrier activity; magnesium ion binding.
UAUAGUGACUGUAGUCGAUUAAUGUUUAGUUCGAAGAUCAGUCGAAAUUUCCAAGUCUAUUCUUCUUCAAAAACGAAAUGACUCGAAGGCUUGGUACCGAAUUUACUUGUUAUCGUCGUCCUAGAGAUAUCUCUCGAUGCUUACACUAAACAGAAUUCAUCGAGUGACUCAUCGAGAAUAUGCGGUUAGAAGAAAUGCCAUUGCGUUUGAGCUCGGACGAGCGGGAUUUUGAAAUGGACGAGGAAACUGACCAUCUUCUUCAACCCUCCGAAGACAGUAUACGACUCCUAACAUCGAGAAGACGACGAAUCAACGAUUGUUCCAUAUUUUUCAGGAAUUUUCUUUGCGGGUGUUGUACUUGGAUGUGGAGGAGAUGUUGCAGAAAACGCGAAUUAAGAGCAAGAGUUAUUCACAUUGGUCAACCGAUGCAAGAGAAAUUUCCUACCAAUGUGAUAAGAAAUCAGAAGUAUAAUGUUGUCACAUUUUUACCCCUGGUUCUUUUCCAACAAUUCAAAUUUUUCUUGAAUUUGUAUUUUUUAAUUAUGGCUAUAUCUCAGUUCAUACCAGACAUACGAAUAGGAUAUUUAUAUACAUACUGGGGACCAUUAUGCUUUGUGUUGACCGUUACAAUUUGUCGAGAGGCUAUUGACGAUUUUAGACGAUACAAAAGAGACAAGGAAGUUAAUGCCCAAAAGUAUUACAGACUAGUUAAAGGGUUUGAUACACCAGAACUCGUACCAAGCUCUAAAUUACGAGUAGGCGAUUUGGUAAUUGUGGAGAAAGGUCAAAGAGUACCAGCCGAUUUGGUUUUAUUGCGUACAACGGAAAAAUCGGGAGCAUGUUUUGUAAGAACCGAUCAAUUAGAUGGAGAAACAGAUUGGAAGCUACGAUUGGCUGUGCCAGCUACUCAAAAAUUGGAUAAUGAUUCUCAAUUGUUCGACAUAAAAGCGAGUCUAUACGUUGAAAAACCACAGAAAGAUAUACACAGCUUCAUUGGUACAUUCACGAGAUACGAUGGAUACAGUAGCGAAGAAAGUUUAGGCGUGGAUAACACAUUAUGGGCAAAUACAGCUGUUGCAUCAGGUUCAGCUCUUGGUAUUGUUGUGUAUACAGGACAGGAAACCAGAUCUCUCAUGAAUCAUUCUGCUCCACGGUCAAAAGUUGGCUUAUUAGAUCAAGAGAUAAAUCAAUUAACAAAGGUCUUAUUUUGUGCUGUACUCGGCCUUGCGUUGGUAAUGAUGUCCUUGAAAGGUUUUAAUGGGCCGUGGUAUCGUUACAUGUUUCGUUUCGUUCUAUUAUUUUCGUAUAUAAUUCCGAUCAGUUUAAGAGUAAAUUUGGACAUGGGAAAAGCUUUUUAUGCGUGGUGCAUACAGCGAGACAAAGAUAUCGCUGGAACGGUCGUAAGAACGACUACUAUUCCGGAAGAACUUGGCCGCAUCUCGUAUUUAUUAAGCGACAAGACUGGUACUUUAACUCAAAAUAAAAUGGUUUUCAAAAAGUUACACUUGGGUAUGAUAUCUUACGGGCAAGAAACAUUUGACGAUGUUGUGAACGUGUUAAAAACAUGUUACUCUGUAAACUCUAAAACUUCACCGGCUAAACCACCUGCAUCCUUACACAGUGGGAAAGUAAGAAGAUCGGAAAGCACUAGAAUAUACGACGCAGUGCAUGCUUUGGCGUUAUGUCAUAAUGUAACACCUGUUUAUGAUGAGGUAAAUAAAUCCUCCAACUUGGACACAGUCAGCAUACAAACUGGAGAAACAGAAGAUUCGGGUUCCAUUCAAAGCCAAACGGAAGCGGAUCAGCAGUACUACUUGCCAGAUCAAAAACGCAAUUACCAAGCUUCUAGUCCGGACGAAGUAGCAUUGGUUAAAUGGACGGAGGAAAUGGGAUUAGCUUUAGUCAAGCGCGACUUGAAUAUUAUGCAGCUGAAAGCUCCGAGUGGCAAAAUUUUAAAUUACGCAAUUCUACAAAUAUUUCCGUUUACAUCAGAGACCAAGAGAAUGGGAAUAAUAGUGAAAGAGGAAUCUAGUUCAGAAAUAGUAUUUUAUCUGAAAGGCGCUGACGUGGUAAUGUCCGGAAUAGUACAAUACAACGAUUGGUUGGAAGAAGUAUGCGGUAAUAUGGCUCGAGAAGGUUUACGAACGCUAGUUGUCGCGAAAAAAAAUCUGACAGAGGAACAGUAUCUCGACUUUGAAGCAAGAUAUAAUGCAGCGAGAAUGAGCGUUAGCGAUCGUGUUUCAAGAGUUACCGCUGUUGUCGAAAGUUUAGAAAGGGAGAUGGAGUUACUCUGCGUAACAGGUGUUGAAGAUAGAUUACAAGAUAGAGUGAGACCAACAUUGGAAGUACUGAGGAAUGCUGGAAUUAAAAUUUGGAUGCUAACAGGAGAUAAAUUAGAAACGGCAACUUGUAUAGCGAAAUCUUCGCGUUUGGUUUCACGAUCGCAGAGCCUUCACGUUUUCAAAUCUGUGGUGACACGCACGGAUGCUCAUUUGGAAUUGAAUACAUUUCGUAAAAAGCAAGACUGUGCCUUAGUUAUCAGUGGGGAUUCCUUAGAGGUGUGUUUGCAAUACUAUGAACAGGAAUUCUUGGAGUUGGCGUGCGGCUCGCCUGCCGUUGUUUGUUGUCGAUGUUCCCCUACACAAAAAGCCGAAGUUGUCAGUCUUAUCCAAAGACACACAGGUAAAAGAACCGCGGCUGUUGGAGACGGUGGCAACGAUGUUUCGAUGAUACAAGCAGCGGACGCUGGCAUAGGUCUUGAAGGACUUGAAGGGCGACAGGCCUCAUUGGCUGCAGAUUUCUCCAUCUCUCAGUUUAGCCAUUUGGCUAAUCUGUUGUUGGUUCAUGGACGAAGAAGUUACAAACGUUCUGCUGCUUUAAGUCAAUUUGUUAUUCAUCGUGGUUUAAUUAUUUCAACUAUGCAAGCUGUGUUUUCGGCAGUUUUUUAUUUAUCAUCGGUAUCCUUGUAUCAGGGAUUCUUAAUGGUGGGAUAUGGAACAAUAUAUACAAUGUUCCCAGUGUUUUCUUUGGUAUUGGACAAAGACGUAUCUGGGAAAAUUGCGCUAACUUAUCCGGAGCUUUAUAAAGAACUCAGUAAAGGCCGGUCGUUGUCUUAUAAGACAUUUUUCAUGUGGAUUUUAAUAAGUAUAUACCAAGGUGGAGUUAUAAUGUAUGGUGCGCUGAUAAUGUUUGAAGAUGAAUUCAUUCAUAUAGUAGCCAUCAGUUUCACAGCGCUUGUUCUGACGGAAUUAAUUAUGGUAGCUUUAACGAUCAGGACAUGGCAUCACAUUAUGAUAUUAGCAGAGAUUUUCUCCUUAGCCUUUUAUUUGUUAUCUCUAGUCGUCCUUAGAGACUACUUUGAUGCUGAGUUCAUCAAAACUACAGACUUCUUGUGGAAAGUAUUACUGAUAACUUUAAUUUCCUGCAUGCCAUUGUAUAUCUUAAAAUUCCUACGAAAAAAAUUCUCGCCUCCUAGUUACACGAAGUUAUCUUAAGUUCGAAUACAAUAAUUUCACUUGGCAAAAGUAGUUCACACGAUGAAUUGGAAAGAUCUGUUAUGUAUCGAAAUGAUACGAUAAAAUAUUUGCAAACCAAUUAUCUUUGAUUCCUGAUUCGAGUCCUUUGCUCAGUAUGAAAUAGAUAAACAUCCAUUUUGUAAAUCUCCUCACUAUUUUUCUAACUACGCUUCAAAUAAUCAAUAAAUACAAACUUUACACUAAACAUCAAAGUGCAACUGUUAAUGAAAUUUUCGAAUUUCCUGUACUGUAUCAAUAUUAUACUGAGCAUUCCAACUGGACCAACCCGAUGAAUCGACGCAGGCUUAUUUUUCUUCGAAUUUUUGAGUAGAGAUAAAUUAUUCCAUUGCUCUAUUAACGCGUAAAAUUAUUAUACAACUGUCCUCUAUUUAUUCAUUUUAGGUUAUGUUUGAACUCAUUGAAUUUUUUGAUAACUGUAAAUAGAGACUCUUGAAACUGAGCUUUUUAAUUGUGUUUUUUUAGUGUUUAUUUAUGAAAACAAUAUGCUUUUCUUCCAUGAAAUGUGUUCGAAUAACAUAUAGCAUUUAAUUCAGUUUUGCGUAAUAUUUAUCUUUUGUAUUUGGUCGUCUGAUUUACAGUAUUUUUUAUAUUAAGUUUAUAAACGGAUGCUUCGAAAGCAUAUAAUGCUUUAUUUGACGUUUUCUUCGUGUAUUUAAUAAAUAUGUGAAAAUAUUUGAGGUUAAAUCUUUAUUUUUAUAAAUUAAGUUCCGAGAGAUCUAUUUGCUAACGUUUUCCUUUGACGAUAUAUUUGUUUUAUAUUGUAAGUAUAAGCAUUAUUUUCAAAUAUAUUGUUAUUCACUGCAAUUUACUUCCUGUGAAUACACAACACUAUAAUAAAAGGAAACUGAUUUUUAUAUUCGUGCGUAAAUUAUAAGCAUGUAGAGAUAGUUGUAAUUGUUAUUACUUAUAAUGUUGAAAUGUACUGUACUAUAGAUGACAUAGUUAUUUCUAGGUAAAUAUUAUUUGACUUGACACAUUUGUAAUUAAUUUAUGCGCAAAUAAAAUAAUAUAUUCCUUUGUCUGA